Messenger RNA from Penicillium antarcticum, 846 nucleotides. RefSeq lists its product as uncharacterized. NCBI's taxonomy places the organism in Eukaryota, Fungi, Ascomycota, Eurotiomycetes, Eurotiales, Aspergillaceae. The record is from RefSeq and is a predicted model, not a curated record. Bases 1 to 846 code for a protein of 281 amino acids. The transcript is spliced from 2 exons.
AUGUCGGAAAAGGUUUCCCCUUUGGACCUCGAGUCUAACAAACUCGAGUAUGAUCCAUGGCUGCUAGAGGAUCAUCCACUACGCACAUAUCCGACCGAAUGUAUCCCCGGAUUAUCGCCUUAUCUCUCCGAGAUCUAUCAGUCACUUUCACUGGGGAAAGCGUUCGGACGAACAGCGGCUCUUGUGCUUGGAUGUUUAGCCGCAUUCCAGUGCCUCCACUUACUACCACUCAACCUCCCCAAGGAACUUCCGCCCACGGCUGUGGCAUCAGCAGCGCAGACCCAUGUUCAGCCUAGCGCAUGCACAUUCCCGACACUAGACACACGACCGCAAGCUUUGAAGAACGCAUUAAACAGCGGGUGCGACAGCGUCCGAACCGCCAUUUGGAUGUACGACGGCCUGUUACAGAUUGGUAACGCCGUGACUGGUCCCGAUCCCAAUGCAUUCCUUGACCGACUCGGUCUAAGCCCUCUUCUAGCGAAACUCGACAAAGGCGAGUCGCGAAUACCACUCGAUCCCGAAACCCCCGUUAGUUUGGAUGCCGAUCUGAGUCGGACAUUCCUUUUCAUGCUUGAUGCCAAGACUUCGUUUCAUGAGCUGUAUCCUUUGCUUGUUGGGCAGCUGGAUGGUCUUCGGCAACGGGGGUAUCUCUCUCAUUGGAAUGGCGAGAAUGUUGUUCAACGUCCUGUGACUGUUCUUGUUACUGGGGAGGCGUUCGCUCCGAGCGACUGUGCGAGUCACUCCUAUUCUGAUGUUUUCUGGUCGGCCUUGCCAGAUGGACGCUUUAGCACCAGUGAUCUUACGAAGGAUAGCCUCCCACAUUUGUCGCCCAUUUGUAUAGCAUGA